UCGCUCGGGUGCGCGGGAGACUAUGGCGUCCUCUUCCGUCCCUCCCGCCACCGCACCCGCGGCUGCUGGAGGCCCCGGCCCAGGAUUCGGCUUUGCCUCCAAAACCAAGAAGAAGCAUUUCGUGCAGCAGAAAGUGAAGGUGUUCCGGGCCGCCGACCCGCUGGUGGGCGUGUUCCUGUGGGGCGUCGCCCACUCGAUCAAUGAGCUCAGCCAGGUGCCUCCUCCGGUGAUGUUAUUGCCAGAUGACUUUAAGGCUAGCUCCAAGAUCAAGGUCAACAAUCACCUCUUCCACAGAGAAAAUCUGCCCAGUCAUUUCAAGUUCAAGGAAUAUUGUCCCCAGGUCUUCAGGAACCUCCGUGACCGGUUUGGCAUUGAUGAUCAGGACUACUUGGUGUCCCUUACUCGAAGCCCCCCGAGCGAGAGCGAAGGCAGUGAUGGUCGAUUUCUGAUCUCCUAUGACCGCACGCUAGUCAUCAAAGAAGUGUCCAGCGAGGACAUCGCGGACAUGCACAGCAACCUGUCCAACUACCACCAGUACAUAGUGAAGUGUCAUGGCAACACGCUUCUGCCCCAGUUCCUGGGCAUGUACCGAGUCAGUGUAGAAAAUGAGGACAGCUACAUGCUUGUCAUGCGAAAUAUGUUUAGUCACCGUCUUCCUGUGCACAGGAAGUAUGACCUCAAGGGCUCACUAGUGUCCCGGGAAGCUAGCGAUAAGGAAAAGGUUAAAGAACUGCCUACUCUUAAGGAUAUGGACUUCCUCAACAAGAACCAGAAAGUGUAUAUUGGUGAAGAAGAGAAGAAAGUAUUUCUGGAGAAGCUGAAGCGCGAUGUGGAGUUUCUAGUGCAGCUGAAGAUCAUGGACUACAGCCUUCUGCUGGGCAUCCACGACAUCAUCCGGGGCUCUGAGCCAGAGGAGGAGGGGCCCGCACGGGAGGACGAGUCAGAGUGGGAUGGAGACUGUAACCUGGCUGGGCCUCCUGCUCUGGUGGGCUCCUAUGGCACCUCCCCCGAGGGCAUUGGAGGCUACAUCCAUUCCCACCGGCCCCUGGGCCCAGGAGAGUUUGAGUCCUUCAUCGAUGUCUAUGCCAUCCGGAGUGCUGAGGGGGCCCCCCAGAAGGAGGUUUAUUUCAUGGGUCUCAUUGACAUUCUAACACAGUAUGAUGCCAAGAAGAAAGCAGCUCAUGCAGCCAAAACCGUCAAGCAUGGGGCCGGGGCAGAGAUCUCGACUGUCCAUCCUGAGCAGUAUGCUAAGCGAUUCCUGGAUUUUAUUGCCAACAUCUUUGCCUAAGAGCCUGCCUGACUCCGUGGUGAUUGCUGCUUUAUGUUGAAGGUGGCGGGUUCUGAGAGUCUUGGGGGAACUGAAUUUGGCUACUACUCCUUCUCUUCUUUGCUAAAUUCAGGCUGCAGGCUCCUUCCCUCCAAAUCAUUCCAUCUUGGCGGAUAGGCUUUUCCUGCCCGAGAAAUACACUCUCCUUUCUCCCCUUGUCUGCUUUCCUGCCCGCUCUCCCUGCUCCCAGUAAGCCCUCUUGCUUCAUUAGAGUGUUGUUGUUGACUCUCCUAAGUGCCUUGAUCUUUGAAAAAUAUCUUGUUUCUAUGAAAUAGGAGGAGCUGGGGGUAGGGGUUGUUUGCCAUCUCGGGACCUGACUGGACAGUGGACGUGACUCAAGCAACUACCCUGGACGCACUUUGCUGUGUGGAACAAACUGAAUGUCUGGAUUUUGCUAAUACCUUUAUAGGGCUCUUUGUGGCAUGCUUCCUUCCUGUAGGCCCUGGAAUGGAGGGCUUUCAGGAGACUCCAGAUGUGGGUGCAGGCAUUCACACAUGGACAACCUGGCCUGGAGGUGAGGUGGGCAGUGGUCAGCAGGCUGGCACCUCACAUAGGCAGGACCUAAGUGGACUUUUGUGACUAUACAGAGAAUGGAGAAGGUCCCGUCAUCACUGCCCAUUCUUUUCCUCCACCCCACCCCACUUUGACUUGUACCCAUGAGUACUUCUGUGUCCAGAGCCCCACGUGGCCAGCAGUGCCCAAGCCUAGGGGCAGGUGUGGGGCCUCUGCUGCUGCACCUCCAGGAACCUUGCACCUUCUCUGGGGGUGGAGCCUUCGAAGGGGGGGCAUCGGAGGCUGGGCGGACAGGCCAGAGUACAAGGUUCAUUCCCUAUUGAAGUUUUCCUUCUUCCUGUCCAGUUACUCCCAAGGUCCCUUUCUAGUUCCAUGUGGGUCAGUUUCCAUAAUUUCAAGAGGUUAGAGAUCUUGAGUAUGGGAGCAUCCCCAAUCCCUGGACAUAGGUACCUAGCACACUUUGUCCCCUCUUCUCAAACACUUUCUCUAGUUGGAUUUGUUAUUCUGUUCCCUUCUGCCCCAUCUUUCACUGCUAAUGUGUCUCCCAGGGGACAGAUGGCCUCUUUGUCAUCUUCAGUUCCCACCCCCAGAGAGGAGUCAGAGCCAUAACUCAAUCACCCAGUCCCUUCCAAAGAUAGCUGAGUUAAUGCGUGAUAUCCUCAGAAUGCAGAGGAGCUUAGGCAUGGCAGCUCAUGCCUGUGAAACCCAGCACUCAGGAGGCUGUGGCAGAGUUGGUGAGAGUUCAAGGCUAGCGUGGGCAGCCUGGGCUACAGAGUGAGACAUGGUCUCUGGAAAACUCAAAAAAUGUAUGGGUUUGAGCACUGGAGAUUAUAACUCAGUCGGUAGAGUGCUUGCCUAGUAUAUACAAAGCUCUGGGUUCCAUCCCCAGCCUCGUAAACCAGGUGUGGUGGUGCACACCUACAAUCUUAGCACUGGGAAAUGAAGGCAGGGGAAUCGGGUAUUCAAGGUCAUCCUCAGUUGCAUAGCACGGUUGAGGCCAGCCAAGGAUACACGAGACUGUCUUGGGGAAGAAAGAUGAUGAGAUAGAUUGUCUUUGUCUCUGGAACCAAGACAGACCUCCACACUCUGGGGUGGGGGUAGAGGUGGACAGUGCUGUGUAGCUGGCCUGACCAGUCAGUCUCAUAAGCCAUGAAGGUCCUCAGGGAGAAGCUCCCCUUUCUCCUUUACACCAAAGUAGGCAGCAAAAGGAAUGCCCAGUCGGGUAGGAGGGACCUACCUGCUGGACCUCUUCCAGACCACAGUCACCCUUUUCCCUGUCGAUGCAAUAAAGCCCUGUGACACCAGCAGCCGUUCUUUAGAACUGGAUUCUCUAACCUUGAGGUUGUGUAUUAUGGGCAGCGUGGUCAUCUUCAUUUAUUGCUUCUGUUUUCCAUCAUUUUUAUUUUAUUAAUAAUAUCUGUAUUUACUCUCAAUAUCACAAUAAAAUAAAUUAUUCAGUCCUAA
Molecule: messenger RNA, 3304 nt
Organism: Myodes glareolus (Bank vole)
Lineage: Eukaryota; Metazoa; Chordata; Mammalia; Rodentia; Cricetidae
Gene: Pip4k2c
Product: phosphatidylinositol-5-phosphate 4-kinase type 2 gamma
Biological process (GO): phosphatidylinositol phosphate biosynthetic process
Cellular component (GO): plasma membrane
Molecular function (GO): 1-phosphatidylinositol-4-phosphate 5-kinase activity; 1-phosphatidylinositol-5-phosphate 4-kinase activity
Source: RefSeq, a predicted model, not a curated record